Adineta steineri is the source of this 636-nucleotide messenger RNA. Lineage: Eukaryota; Metazoa; Rotifera; Eurotatoria; Adinetida; Adinetidae. The record is from the annotation of a GenBank genome assembly.
AUGUGGAGUUCAAAUUUUUCACUUCAAGUUCUUGUAUUUGCAUCAAUUAAUCGUUUUUGUAUGUGUUUAAAAAAGAAAAAUCAAAAACAAUAUUUAAGUAAUUUCUUUUGUUCUCUUUCAUCAGCAUAUAUUAUCUGUAUAGUAAUAUGUAUUAUUUGGGCUUUAAUUUCUCUUCAUUAUUUAAUGGAUUUUGCUAUUUCGAAUAAUUAUUGUGCACCAAAAAAUAUUUUUAUAUGGGGAAUAAAAUUUUCAAGUAUAUAUCUUUGUCAAUCAAUUUUACUGAUUAUUUUUGGUAUUUUAACAAUUAUUUAUAGACAAAAACGUACUAUAUUUAUUCGUCGUAAUGAACCAUAUGAACGUCAUCCUGUUGAAACACAACUUACAUCAAUGAUUAUAACUGAAAUAAUUCUUGUUAUACUAUCAUCUUUACCUUAUACAAUCUAUAUAAUUUAUCGAUUAAUAACAAUAGAAAGAAAUCGUAAUUCAAUUGAUAUAAUGUAUGAAAAUAUUAUUGAACGAUUAAUACGAUUAACAAUAUUUUUUGAAGCAAGUUGUGGAUUUUAUAUUUAUUUAUUUACAUUAACAUCAUUAAAAAAACGAUUUCUUCAUAUUUUACGACGAAAAUUAAGGCAUUAG